AUGGGCAAAAAACAGCACCAAAAGGAUAAGUUGUAUCUGACGUGUACUGAAUGGUCGACUCUAUACGGCGGGCGGACAGCGCUUCAGAACCUUCUGGACGCGACGGCCGAUCAUCAGUUCCGACGCCUACCUCUGGAUCACUGCUCGCUAUCGCUUCAGCCCUUCACUCAUCCCUAUUGUAACACAAAGGGAGUGAUCUAUGAUUUGGCAAAUAUCGUGCCAUUCGUCCAGAAGUUCGGUUUGGAUCCCUUCGACGGCACCAAACUUGAGAUGAAGUCUUUGGUGAAACUGCUCUUUCAUCGCAGCAACGAUGGCAACAAUCACUGUCCCGUUCUCUACAAGAUAUUCACAAACAACUCGCAUAUCGUUGCCAUCAGAACCACUGGCAAUGUCUUCUCCUACGAAGCGGUCGAAGAACUCAAUCUCAAAGCCAAACACAUGAAAGACUUAUUAACGGACGAACCGUUCGCUAAGAAAGACAUUAUUGUAUUACAAGACCCGAAAGAUAUCUCCAAAUUCAAUGUUUGCGACUUUUAUCACAUCAAACAUCAGUUGAGUCUCGAAGACGAAGAGGAGAGGAAUUCGACAUUUACUUUGAGGAAUAUUAAUAACGAAACUAAAGACACACUCAAAGAGUUGAGUGAAUUGGAGGCCAACAAAGAGAAGACAGAGACCAAAGUGGCGAAGAAAGAGACGGUAAAAGCGGACAAAUUUAAUUCAGCGCACUAUUCGACGGGAGCGGUGGCCGCGGCCUUCACUUCCACUGUUAUGGACCCGAUUUGGUCGAAGUUAGAGCCGGCAGUUCUCGACGAAGACUUCAUUAAGUAUUCAAAAGUCAAAAAGAAAGGUUACGUCCGAUUCGUAACCAAUUUGGGAAAUAUAAAUCUGGAGUUAUAUUGCGAUCAAACGCCCAAAACGUGCCAUAAUUUCCUCACUCUUUGCAAAACUGAUUAUUACGCGAACAAUAUAUUUCAUCGUUUGAUUAAAAACUUUAUGAUCCAAUCGGGAGACCCGACGGGAACGGGAACCGGAGGCCAGUCUUGCUUUGGAAAGCCAUUUGAUGAUGAAAUAAAGCCUCAAUUUAGUCACGAAGGAAGGGGUGUCUUAAGUAUGGCUAACUCCGGGCCCAACACUAAUAAAUCACAAUUUUUCAUAACAUUCCGCUCGUGUAAGCAUUUGGACAAAAAGCACACCAUUUUUGGUCGAGUGGUCGGAGGACUCGAAGUUUUGGACAAAAUGGAAAGAAUUAAAACCGAUGAAAAGGACAGACCAUUAGAAGAGAUUAAAAUUAUACGAACGGCUAUUUUUGUGGACCCGUUUCAGGAAAUUGAGGACCAAAUGAAACAACAAAGAGAAGAGUUAGAGAUAGAGGAAAAGGCAACGAAAGACAGAGAGGCCAUGGCUUCCAAGAAAAAGGCAGAACUAAAAACACAUCGAUCAGGAAUCGGCUCUUUCAUCGAUUUAAAUGCUUUAAAAAGAGGUACUGACGAUAACAGUGAAGGAUUAGUACCUAAAAAGUCGAAACCAUCGACAGUUGGCAAUCCUGGAAGAGGGGGCGGAUUCGGUAACUUUAGUAAUUGGUAA
Molecule: messenger RNA, 1584 nt
Organism: Medioppia subpectinata
Lineage: Eukaryota; Metazoa; Arthropoda; Arachnida; Sarcoptiformes; Oppiidae
Source: the annotation of a GenBank genome assembly